This is a messenger RNA of Symbiodinium necroappetens, 597 nucleotides long. The record is from the annotation of a GenBank genome assembly. NCBI's taxonomy places the organism in Eukaryota, Dinophyceae, Suessiales, Symbiodiniaceae.
AUGGUGAAGAGCAGAGCCGUGCUGACCAACACGGCCACGGUGGUGAUUGCCAUCAUCACGGUUUGUGCCACGCUCCCCGUCGUGGCAGCAAUCAAGACGGUCUCCUACAGCGCUUCUCUAUACAGCAACGUGCUGAUGGUGGUUGUAUUCGCCCUGACGGUCGGCCACCACUCGAACCACUUCAUCGAGUUUGCGUUCGACACUGCAGCCCUAUGCCACAUGGAUCUGGGAAUUGGGCGGCCAAACUUCAAUCCUUCCUGCACGGACUGGUUGACCCUCGUCUACUGGGCUCGUGGAUGCGGAAUGCCGGGGCCUUUAUCGCCGGCACUUUCAAAGCGUGCAUCUCUCGUGGAUGCACCAUCACUCAGGUCAUUCUGCAUCUUCGGUGCAGCCAGCAGCGGCAUGAACGGCCACGCCGCUUGGUUCGAGAAUAUCGACGCCACGGAGUUUGUCAACGCAGACUACUACCUGCACGAGAUCGUGAAGAACCUUGGCGAGUUUCUCGAGGCAGGCUUGAAAAUCGUGCUGAGCGAUAGCAACCCAGCGACGGCUUUCAGCUUUGGUCAGCUUCAGUUCGUCAUCAACAAAGCGAUCCGG